UAUAUGCGAGCCUGAAGGUAAUGGCGCUGCGCAGUGGAUGUGGUUCUUCCGUUGAUUGUUGAGGUGUAUAAAUGCAACUUAAUCAUGAUUACAAGGUUUCCACGCGCAUUUAUUAAAAUAAUUAGGAAAACCAAAGUCUCAGAAAUUAAAAGAAAAAUUCACAUUAUCUGCCAGCACGAAAAACCGCGAGUACCACGUCUUGCACAGUCGUCUGCGCAGAUAACCACAAGCACCACGUUCCAUUCCGACGACGAACGCUUCGAGUGGAAGGACCCUACGUCAGAUGACGAAGUGGUGAAUAUUACGUAUGUGCGGAAAGACGGGUCCAAAGUUCCUGUAAGGGGCAAGGUCGGUGACAACCUACUGUACCUAGCACAUAGAUAUGGAGUCGAAAUGGAAGGUGCAUGCGAAGCAUCACUUGCCUGUACUACGUGCCAUGUCUACGUUCACGAGGACUAUUAUGACAAACUUCCAGCACCCGAGGAAAAGGAGGAAGAUCUGUUGGACAUGGCACCAUUUUUGAAAACCAACUCAAGAUUAGGUUGCCAGAUCAUCCUUGCAAAGGACUUGGAAGGUAUGCAUGUAACACUGCCAAUGGCAACGAGGAACUUCUACGUCGAUGGUCAUGUUCCUCAGCCUCACUGAAUGCAACACCCUGUACAGCCUGUAAUAUACACUUGUAUAGUAGAUGGUACGUCAAAUGAAUAUGAACUUUAUUCACAGUAGA
Molecule: messenger RNA, 727 nt
Organism: Ornithodoros turicata
Lineage: Eukaryota; Metazoa; Arthropoda; Arachnida; Ixodida; Argasidae
Gene: Fdx1
Product: adrenodoxin-like protein 1, mitochondrial
Exons: 6
Coding region: 85-645 (186 amino acids)
Biological process (GO): positive regulation of oxidoreductase activity; P450-containing electron transport chain
Cellular component (GO): mitochondrion
Molecular function (GO): 2 iron, 2 sulfur cluster binding
Source: RefSeq, a predicted model, not a curated record